AUGAAGUGCGCUUGGAGAGCUGCAAGGGCCUGGUAUCGACAUGGGCCGUUAUCGGCAGGGUCCUCGCUCCCGGCCCUGCGUCUCGCCUCCCGCCGCGCCUUUGCGUCCAAACCGUCGCCGGCACAGCUCGAAGCCCGGAUCGCCGCCAUCCCGAUUGAGCGGUACCGCAACUUUUGCAUCGUGGCGCACAUCGACCAUGGCAAGAGCACGCUGAGCGACCGUUUGCUGGAGCACACGGGGACCGUCUCGGCCAGCGAUGCCAACAAGCAGAUUCUGGACAAGCUCGAUGUCGAGAGGGAGCGAGGCAUCACAGUCAAGGCCCAAACAUGCACAAUGAUCUACACGUACCGCGGCCAGGACUACCUGCUCCACCUCGUCGACACGCCGGGGCACGUCGACUUCCGCGCCGAAGUGACGCGGUCGUACGCCAGCUGCGGCGGCGCGCUGCUCCUCGUCGACGCCAGCCAGGGCAUCCAGGCGCAGACCGUGUCCAACUUCCACCUGGCGUUUGCGCAGGACCUGGCCCUCGUGCCCGUCGUCAACAAGAUCGACAUGCCGUCUGCCGACGUCGCCCGGGUGCUCGACCAGAUGGAGACGAGCUUCGAGCUGGACCCGAGGGACGCGGUGCUCGUGAGCGCCAAGACGGGCAAGGGCGUCUCGGACGUGCUGCCGGCCGUGGUGGACAAGAUGCCGCACCCCGAGGGCGACGAGGGCAAGCCGCUCAAGAUGCUGCUGGUGGACUCGUGGUACGACAACUUCAGGGGGGUGGUGCUCCUCGUGCGCAUGUUUGACGGCACCGUCCGCGCGGGCGACGGCGUCGUGUCGCUCGGCACGGGCGCGAGGUACACGGUCGGCCAGGUCGGCAUCCAGCAUCCCGAGGCGACGCCGCAAAGGGUCCUCCGCGCCGGCCAGGUCGGCUACGUCUACUUCAACCCGGGCAUGAAGAGGAUCCAGGACGCCAAGCUGGGCGACACCUUCACGGCCGUCGGCAGCGAGGCGGCGGUCGAGCCGUGCCCCGGGUUUGAGGAGCCCAAGCCCAUGGUCUUCGUGGCCGCCUUCCCCACGGACCAGGGCGACUACACCCGCCUGGCCGACAGCAUCAGCCAGCUCGUCCUCAACGACCGGAGCGUCACGCUGCAAAAGGACUUUUCCGAGGCGCUCGGCUCGGGCUGGCGCCUGGGCUUCCUCGGCAGCCUGCACUGCUCCGUCUUCCAGGACCGGCUGAAGCAGGAGCACGGCAGGGACAUCAUCAUCACGGAGCCGACCGUGCCCACAAAGGUCGUCUGGCCCGACGGCUCCGAAGAAGUCGUCUCCAACCCGGCCCUGUUCCCGGACGCGAGCAACCACCGGAUCCGGCAGUCGCGCACGUUUGAGCCCUACGUGCGCGCCACCAUGACGCUCCCGGACGAGUAUCUCGGCCGCGUGAUUGAGCUGUGCGAGGCCAACCGUGGCGAGCAGCAAAGCCUGGAGUUUUUCCACGCCACCCAGGUCAUUCUCGUCUACAGCAUUCCCUCGGCGCAGCUGGUGGAGGAUUUCUUUGGCAAGCUCAAGGGAGCCACCAAGGGUUACGCAACCCUCGACUACGAAGACGCCGGCUGGCGCGAAAGCAACCUUGUCAAGAUCCAGCUCCUCGUCAACAAGCAGCCCGUCGACGCCAUCUGCCGCGUCAUACACAGCUCCCAAGCCGAGCGCAUCGGCCGCGCCUGGGUCUCCAAGUUCAAGGAGCACGUCGACCGCCAAAUGUUUGAGGUGGUCAUCCAAGCAGCAGUGGGCAACAAGAUUGUGGCCCGCGAAACCAUCAAGCCGUUCCGAAAGGACGUGCUUGCCAAACUGCACGCCAGCGACAUUACGCGUCGGAGAAAACUGCUCGAGAAGCAAAAGGUCGGGCGGAAGCGACUACGCGCCGUGGGCAACGUGGUUAUUGCGCAGGAAGCAUUCCAGAGCUUCCUCUCCAAAUGA
Ustilaginoidea virens is the source of this 1959-nucleotide messenger RNA. RefSeq lists its product as uncharacterized. Gene Ontology annotation, biological process: positive regulation of translation. Gene Ontology annotation, cellular component: mitochondrion. The coding region runs from base 1 to 1959 and encodes 652 amino acids. Gene Ontology annotation, molecular function: mitochondrial ribosome binding; GTPase activity; GTP binding. The transcript is spliced from 4 exons. Lineage: Eukaryota; Fungi; Ascomycota; Sordariomycetes; Hypocreales; Clavicipitaceae. The record is from RefSeq and is a predicted model, not a curated record.